AUGGAUGUGUGCAUUGAUCAUAUCCUGUUCUUGCAACAGUCCGCCGAAGAACAGUACACUGCCAAGGUGAAGCGCGUGGGCUUCCGCUACAACCAAAACUAUGAUGAAGGUAUGAGUAUGUUGGCAAAACUGGCAACUCAUCACGCAUGCAAUCUGGUUGGAGAUCAGUAUCUUGUUAGCGGCCAAGAGACGUAUGAUACAACGACAGUUGAAAAUACUCCAGCGUUUUUUUACUCUAGCCAGUGCCAAAUCGGGUGGCCAAUAUGCUGUGAAUUUGACUGA
Messenger RNA from Phytophthora nicotianae INRA-310, 282 nucleotides. RefSeq lists its product as hypothetical. The transcript has a single exon. The coding region runs from base 1 to 282 and encodes 93 amino acids. The record is from RefSeq and is a predicted model, not a curated record. Lineage: Eukaryota; Oomycota; Peronosporomycetes; Peronosporales; Peronosporaceae.